Ficedula albicollis (Collared flycatcher) is the source of this 2150-nucleotide messenger RNA. RefSeq names its product 4-aminobutyrate aminotransferase (gene ABAT). Gene Ontology annotation, cellular component: mitochondrion. The transcript has 16 exons. The record is from RefSeq and is a predicted model, not a curated record. Lineage: Eukaryota; Metazoa; Chordata; Aves; Passeriformes; Muscicapidae. Gene Ontology annotation, molecular function: pyridoxal phosphate binding. Bases 408 to 1910 code for a protein of 500 amino acids. Gene Ontology annotation, biological process: GABA catabolic process.
CUGCCGAGGAGCUUUCGGAUGAGCUCGGACAUUGCAGAGCCUGAUGCUGUCGGGUCUGGGGCGAGCCGCGUGUUGCUCUCUGCUGGCCGUGGCUGAGCACGGGCUGCACUGCCAGGCGCUGGUUGAUUAACCAUCAUUAAGUGGGGCAUCCCCCGAGCCGAGCCGAGCCGCAGCGCAGGGCUGGCUCUGGGUGAUGCUGUCCCCGCUGCGCGGCUGCUGGAAGGCGCUGGCAGCAUGGCAUUCCUCACCAGCACAGCCGGCAGCAGCCUGCGCUGAGCAGGGAGCAGCACUUCCAAUCCGGGAGCUGGUGCGGGGAGCUCGGGAGCAGCUGCAGUCGGCAUCCGAGUGCUGUAAGUCCUAACAAGAAAGAAAUCUCCCAAGACUGAGUCUUUUUCAGUAAAGAUAAAAUGGCAUCAAUGUUGCUUAGUCGACAGCUGACCUGUUGUCUGCAGCAAAAUUCCAGACUUCUGGUAUUUGGACACAGGUAUAUCAGUCAAGCUGCAGCUAAAAUUGAUGUGGAUUUUGAUUAUGAUGGACCUCUGAUGAAAACAGAAGUUCCUGGACCACGAUCUAGAGAAUUAAUGAAGAAGCUGAAUGGCAUUCAGAAUGCAGAAGCUGUGCACUUCUUCUGCAAUUAUGAAGAGAGCAGAGGGAACUACCUCGUAGAUGUAGAUGGCAAUCGUAUGUUGGAUCUCUACUCUCAGAUUUCUUCCAUCCCAAUAGGUUACAGCCAUCCCUCUCUGAUAAAGCUUUUACAGCAGCCACAGAACCUGAGCACUUUCAUCAACAGACCUGCCCUAGGGAUUUUACCUCCAGAGAACUUUACAGAAAAACUGAAGGAGUCUUUGCUAUCAGUGGCUCCUAAGGGUUUGUCACAGGUGAUGACCAUGUCUUGUGGAUCCUGCUCUAAUGAAAAUGCCUUUAAAGCCAUAUUCAUGUGGUACAGAAACAAGGAGAGGGGCCAUAAUAAUGUCACAAAAGAAGAGCUGGAAUCUUGCAUGAUUAACCAGCCCCCUGGCUGCCCUGACUACGCCAUGCUCUCCUUCAUGGGCGGCUUCCACGGCAGGACCCUGGGUUGCUUAGCUACAACUCACUCUAAAGCAAUUCACAAACUGGACAUUCCCUCACUGGACUGGCCUAUUGCUCCAUUUCCAAGGCUAAAGUAUCCCCUGGAAGACUUUGUGAAGGAGAAUCAACAGGAAGAAGCCCGUUGUUUAGAGGAGGUGGAAGACCUGAUUGUGAAGUACAGGAAAAAGAAGAAGAUUGUGGCUGGAAUCAUUGUGGAACCAAUACAGUCGGAGGGUGGGGAUAAUCAUGCUUCAGAUGACUUCUUCAGAAAGCUGAGAGAUAUUGCCAGAAAGCAUGGCUGUGCUUUCCUGGUGGAUGAGGUGCAGACAGGAGGUGGCUGCACAGGAAAAUUCUGGGCACACGAGCACUGGGGCCUGGAUGACCCAGCUGAUGUGGUAACAUUCAGUAAGAAGAUGAUGACAGGAGGAUUUUUCCACAAAGAGGAGUUCAGGCCAAAUGCUCCCUACCGGAUUUUUAACACCUGGCUUGGAGAUCCAUCCAAGAACCUUAUGCUUGCUGAAGUCAUUAAGGUUAUUAAAACAGAAGACCUUCUAAACAAUGCAACCCAUGCUGGGAAAGCACUACUGACUGGGCUGCUGGAUUUGCAGGCUCGUUACCCCCAUCUCAUCAGCAGAGUGAGAGGAAGAGGAACAUUCUGUUCGUUUGACACUCCAAAUGAUGCAACUAGAAACAAGUUAAUUACAAUAGCCAGAAACAAAGGUGUUGUUCUGGGGGGCUGUGGAGACAGAUCCAUCCGUUUUCGUCCAACGCUGAUCUUCAAGGAUCACCACGCACACCUCUUCCUGAACAUUUUCAGUGACAUCUUAGCAAACUUCAAGUAAAAAGCAGUUCCCUUGCACUGAACAGCUGAUUAUGAAAUUAGUUUGCAUUAAUUCAUGUCCUCUCUACUUACAAGCUAAGUGUAAAGUCAUAAACUGAGGUUUGUGUUCUGUCUGUAAUCCUGCCCAAAGCACAUGCGCCCCAGGCAGAGCAUUGGCACUGGUCACCAGCAGGUACCUGCAGUUGUCCCUCACUGUGCAUUCCCUAGAAAAUGUGGCCUGGUGCAUUCCCUAGAACCUCCC